This is a messenger RNA of Striga hermonthica, 429 nucleotides long. The record is from the annotation of a GenBank genome assembly. NCBI's taxonomy places the organism in Eukaryota, Viridiplantae, Streptophyta, Magnoliopsida, Lamiales, Orobanchaceae.
AUGGCCAAACUCACGGCUUUCGCCUUGGUUUUCGCCGCCCUCUUUGCCCUCUCAGCCGCCACCACCUACACCACCACAGUAAUCACCACCACCACCACGGAGGCCAACCCCCAGGGCCAGGAGGAGAUGUGCGAGUCGGAAAUAAGAACGAAGAAAAUGACCCACUGCAUGCAGUACAUGUGCUCCGGCAUGGGCGGCCAAUACGAGCUUUCCUUCUUGAGGAGUGCGGUGGCUAAUCCGAGGAGCUCCGAGGAGGAGCAUCUGGAGAAGUGCUGUGAGGAGCUCUCGAACAUAAGGCCCCAGUGCCGUGGGCCCGCCGUCAGGCGGAUGAUGGGGCAGAUGAAGCAGCAGUAUGGGACUCAGGAGAUGGAGAAGAUGGCCCAGAAGGCGCGUGCCCUGCCACAAAUGUGCCAUUUUACCCAGUAUUGA